AUGGACGGUGAAGUGAAGGUGAUCAAUCAGCAGGAUUCAAAAGCAAAAAUCAGGUACCUCUUUCUCUUCGACAAAACGCUGCUAUUGUGCAAACCAAAAGGUGACAGUUUCACCUUCAUUAUAGCCUAUCACAUCACUAACGGUCCCUAUCAGGAAGUACAAAUGCCCAUGAGAAAAGGCGAGAAGUAUUCGUUCGGAUUCACCUUACCCAUUUCCCACAGUCGAACAGCGGUGAACAUGAUUUUCUUCACCAAAUCUGCCGAGCUACGACAGAGAUGGCUGCAAGCUAUUCAAACGUCCAUCUCCAACCUCUAUCCUCCAGGAGCAAAGGACAAAGGGUACAAUUUUGAAAUGCACACAUUCCCUCAUCCCACCUACUGCUGUGUAUGCAAUAAGUUGCUGCAAGGAAUAUUCUUCCAAGGCUAUCGUUGUAGAGACACGGGUCUCGCGGCGCACAAAGCUUGUUUGGCUAUGAACAACCUGCCGCCUCGUACUGGCACCACGAACCCAUCCGGAACCUUACAAUUAAACGGCAUUCAUCCUAUCGCUCCCCAGCCCCCACCUCUGCCUCCUUCUCAGUCUGGCACUUACCGUGGCCGACACUUUCAAUCUGGUCCUGGUCUCACUUCUUCCGCGUCUGCUGCAGUAUUGGGCAUGUCUUCCACCCUAAACCACCCAUGCACUCCUUCGCCAUUCCAUCACUCUAAUUCCAACGAUCUCUCCCACUUCUCGGAGGCGUUGUCGUUUAUGAAUCACUGCUUCGCCACCGAUGCCCCACAAUAUCAGCAGCAGUGCCGUCGCACUGCCUCAUCGCUUGCUGGAGGCCACUCAGCACAUCCUGCCCAGCCAUCUUUUUCGGUCACCGUUCGAAAGGCUUAUCCUUACGAUCCGCAGACGCACAUGGUCGAUUUCUCGCUUUCCUUGCAGCCGGGGGACCGGGUAGAGGUGUUAAAUUGGUCAGACGACGGCGCCUGGUGCAGAGGCAGAUGCCGUGGUAAUGAAGGCUGGUUUCCGGCACACAUAUUGGAGCCGCUAUCGAUGAGGCCGUACCGGGCAACCACAGAUCUUGGCCAGAUGAAUCGCUACUCCACACAACUUCCACCUCCUUCUCCGCCUUCUGCAGCCGUAACCAACCCUUCUGCAUUCAGCAGUCGUCUCUCACUGUUGCAGCAUCGACACAGUCUGUCUAACGAUGGUUGUGAUUCAAACGGAUUGCAUUUGAAGCAAGAUUCAUGGGUCACAUUUGACAGCGAAGUCGCUCCCUCCGCUUUGGAUUCCGUCGAAUCUAGCGAAACUCCCCGAAGCGAUUGGUACGUAGGAGAAAUGGAUCGGGCCGAAGCAGUCACUCUAUUGAGCAAUUGUCCUGAUGGCACCUUCUUGGUUAGGGUAUCCAAGAGCGUAGAGCGGUGUGGAGAGUACUCUCUUUCACUCACCUACGGAUAUCCUCGACAUAUUCGGAUUCAGCGUGUGCCAUCGGCCGACGGCUCUUCAUUUAUGUAUGGUCUCUGCGAGUCAGAGCACUUUCCUAGUAUUGCGUCGAUGGUUGAACAUUAUUCCAAAGUAUCUCUCAAUCGAUGUUUCGACGAAGUGGAUACUAAACUACUCUAUCCCUACAAACGUUGUCCCGCCUCUGUGUUGUUCUUCGUGCGAGCCAACUUUGAUUUCGACAGCGAUUCCAACCCCCGGUUGUUGAGUCUGAAGCGCGACGAUCGCAUUGCUGUCCUCAGCCGCGCUGCCGAAGAUCGCGGAUGGUGGAAAGGAUGGCUUCACGGACAUAUCGGAUUCUUCCCCAUGUCUUACGUCGGACGCGAUUAA
Dicrocoelium dendriticum is the source of this 1815-nucleotide messenger RNA. NCBI's taxonomy places the organism in Eukaryota, Metazoa, Platyhelminthes, Trematoda, Plagiorchiida, Dicrocoeliidae. The record is from the annotation of a GenBank genome assembly.